Lepisosteus oculatus (spotted gar) is the source of this 7862-nucleotide messenger RNA. It is a transcript of the gene ptprz1a, whose product is annotated as protein tyrosine phosphatase receptor type Z1a. Gene Ontology annotation, biological process: peptidyl-tyrosine dephosphorylation; one-carbon metabolic process. Lineage: Eukaryota; Metazoa; Chordata; Actinopteri; Semionotiformes; Lepisosteidae. Gene Ontology annotation, molecular function: protein binding; zinc ion binding; protein tyrosine phosphatase activity. Gene Ontology annotation, cellular component: plasma membrane. The record is from RefSeq and is a predicted model, not a curated record.
GCAUGAAGAGAUGGCUGUGGGCGGUGCACAGUCACAAUUAUUCUCCUUUCAUUCACACCGGAGUACCCAGUCUUCAGGCUAUAGCCGUGCUUCGGCUUUAGAUACUCAAGAUCGAAGAGCGAAUGUUGAGGGGAAAAACGAUAUUCCACCGGUAUGAAUCAAAUAUAGCAUCCAUAUACGCCACUGGAGUACAGUUUUAUUUCUGAAAAAAAAACGAUUUUUUACCAUUUUUGCUCAACUCCUGGACUUGAAAAUGAAAAAUAUGGAACUGUCAAUUUCCAGCUUUCUCGCGCUCUGUCAGCUGCUUUUCAUUUUUCAGUUCGCUGAUGUGGCACAUGGGUACUACAGAUAUUACAGAACACAGCGCAGAUUUUCCGAGGAUGUAGACUGGUCUUAUGCAGGAACUUUAAACCAAAAGAACUGGGGCAAGAAAUACCCAUCUUGUAACAAUGCCAAACAAUCCCCCAUUAAUAUUGAUGAGAAUAUUACUCAAGUCAAAGAGCAAUUUCAGAAACUGAAUUUUGAAGGCUGGGAAAGAGGAACAUCAGACAAAACCUUUAUACACAAUGAUGGCAAAACAGUGGCAGUUAAUCUCGAUGGAGAAUAUUAUAUCAGUGGGGGAGGCCUUAGGUCAAGAUAUAAAGCUGGCAGGAUUACUUUUCAUUGGGGAAAAUGCAACGCCUCUUCUGAUGGUUCAGAACAUGGGUUAAAUGGACAGAAAUUUCCCUUAGAGAUGCAAAUUUUCUGCUUUGAAGCACAUGAGUAUGACAACAUCGAUGAGGCAAUAAAAGGUGGUGGAAAAAUAACAGCUCUGUCUGUUUUGUUCGAGGUUGGCCCCAGUGAAAAUGAAAAUUACUACCCUAUUAUAAAUGGUGUCAACAGUGUGAGCCGAUAUGGUAAGAAUGCUGUUCUGGAAUCAUUAAACUUGAUGAGCCUUCUGCCGAAUUCUACAGCCAAGUAUUUCAUAUACAAUGGUUCUUUGACAACGCCUCCAUGUACAGAAAAAGUCCAAUGGAUUGUCUUUAAACACACUGUCAGUAUAUCUGAAGACCAGCUGGAGGUGUUCUGUGAAGUGCUGACAAUGCAGCAGGCAGGGUAUGUCAUGCUGAUGGAUUAUUUGCAAAACAACUUCAGAGAGCAGCAAGACGUAUUCAUAGGACAGGUGUUUUCCUCUUACACUGGGACAGAAGAAGUUCAUACCCCUGUUUGCAGUUCAAAACCAGAAAAUAUCCAGGCGGAUCCAAAGAAUUACACCAGCAUCCUGGUCACAUGGGAGAGGCCCCGGGUUGUGUACGAUGAAGUUAUUGAAAAGUACUCUGUAACAUAUCAGAACCUUGCAGGGAAAGAUCAGACCAAGCAUGAAUAUUUGACGGAUGAAGACCAGGAUACGGGUGCUAUUAUACAUGAUUUGUUAGCCAAUACAAGUUAUGUGAUCCAGGUUGUCGCUGUGUGCACCAAUGGCCUUUAUGGUCAACACAGUAGUCAGUUGAUUGUGGAUAUGCCUUUGGAUGACCCUGAGACUGAACCCUUACCUGAUUUUAAUGAAACUGAAGAAGCAACAGAUGAGUUGGAGGUGAAGUCUAAUAUGAACCCAAGAAAGAAACUUCCAAACUCCAGAGUCUUCAAUAAGAUGAGUAAUAAAAUGGAAACUGCACAGCCUAUCACUGUCCCAUACGAAGAUAUGAAGGAAAUCUCACCUUACAGUGCCAUGACCAAAGAGUUGUCUGUGGAAAGCUAUUACAACCUGAGCACAAAAAUUGCACCUGUUACAAAAGAAGCCCAUUCCUUGGAUAGAGAGACUUCAGAAACAGACAGGUUUGCUGUGCUUUACCCUCACACCAAAUCUGUCACACAGCCAACUCAGCAGAAUGUCACUGAAACAGAGAAAACAUAUCUAGAUUACCAAACCUACACUACUUUUCAGCCCGAGGGAAGAGCUAUUACAGAGGACUAUAUAGAAUUCCAAGCCACAACAGAGAGCCCCAGCAACUUUCAAACAACAAGCAACACAACUAUUUUUAGCCCUAGUGGAAUCACAGAAUCAUCUGAAGGCUCUUCUCUGAAAAAUGUCAGUGGUCCUACUCGACCAAGAAACCCCAUUGUUGUGACAGAUAUUUACUAUGAAGAUGUUGUGAAUGCAACCAGCUAUGAAUUUUCAACAGGACCAACUUCUUCAACUCUUGAGGGUGAGAUCUUUAGCAAUGUCACAGCAUCUCCAGACAAAUUUGAUCACCCCUCUUCUGCUGAGAAUUUCACAGGGAAUACAGUGGCAGUUAAUGUCACCCCUACUGACACCAGUGGUGAGGUGAUAUUUCGGAGUACUCCUUUCCCACAUUUACCUGUCAAUACUACCUCUGCACUGUCCCAUGUAGAGGUCUUGCCACUUUCUACAAGUCCAGAUCUGGGUGCUCAACGUCCAUCUACUGUCAACAUUGACAUUCUGUCUCAAACAACUCAACCUGUGUUUAAUGGUGAGAUACCACUUCCAACUACGUCUGGUUCCCCUGUUAGUGAUGUGCUUUUCCUUCCUGACCCUGCAUUAACUGAUACCCAGAUGUUGCAUCAAGCUUCCUUUGUUGGCUCAGAUACCAAGAGUCCGUUGCAUGUUACUCCUUUGUUACCCAGUGUUGCUGUAUCGCUUCAGUUAACCCUUCCUUCUUCUAAAGAUGUAUUUUAUGAAACCCCUUCUGCCUCUUCUACUCUUGAGUUGCUUGUUGGUAAACAUGCCGUUUCUCAGAGCGAUGUGUUUCAGCAUGCUAUACCCGAGGUGGAUAGGGGUGAUCUGCAUGCUUCAGUGAUGUCUGAUGGUGACCUGUUCCUUCAGCCUACCCUCACUUUCUCCUCCAGUUUGUCACUGUUAAAAUCUACAAAUGCUCUGUCUGAGACCUCUGUGUUUGACACUAAGACUGAGACUGACAGUAAAAGUAAAGUUGAAGUUGUUUCCGCUGAUAAUGUAUUGUCUCAUGCAACAGCUGUGGCCAAGGUUGAUACACAGAUUAUGCCUACCCUUAUUUUAUCUAAUGAUAUUCUACCCCUUCAAACUUUACCUGAUUCAUAUGGCACUGCAAUAUUGUCUAAUUCUGACUGGGAAAAUCAUCACAAGUCUAAACCAUUCAGCACUGUUUCUGAAACAAAGUCAUCCAUGUUUUCCAUUUUUGAUAAAACUCUUGAAUCUUCUAUUCCUUUAUCCAGUGAUGAUACUCUGACCAUGGCUACUCCUGCCUUCACUGAUAGGGAUGUGCUUAUGUCUCAUGCUGGGGGUCAUAGUGAGAUUCAGCCAUUGGGUCAUGCUAGCCAUGAAUCGGUGCAUGUGGAAUCUGCAUUAACAGGUGAUGUGUUUUCUGGGUUCACCGCUGCUAGUAAGGAUGGAACUUUUCUUCAGAUUUCCUCUGCCACUUCUGAUCUUGAACCUGCAACUUCUGGUGCUGCUUUUACAUCUGCUACUAAGACCUGGGUUCAGAUUAAUCCAUCACACUUUAUUAAUAUUGACUCUUCGCAUGAAACUCUGCCUUUAUCACAAGAUAUACUGCUUCUUUAUUCUAGUGAUUCAGCCACAGUGCAAAACCGCUCUUCCUCUUCCAGCACUGAAACACUUGCUGAUGGCUCUGGUAGCUUUUCUGAUAGCUCAGUGGAUGAUGCUUCUCAAGGUCAAGAUAUGUUUGCCCUUCCCCGUAUGCUUUCUGUUUCUACUUUGGGCACCAGCAUGGCACAAUCACAGGAAGACGCAUCUGCUUUUGUUAGUGCUGAAAGAUUCCUGCUAUCUUCUAUUUCUAGUUCUGUCAGCAAAGUAAACCUAAAUCCUACCUCAGAAACAUCCAGUGGUACUGUUUCCUCUAUACACAGUGUAAGCAUUAACAAUAAUAAAGUGCCUCUAUUUGGCACCAUCACAGCUACUUUUAGUUCAUCAUUUCUCUUAGGUACACCAGAAUCCCAAAGGGAGGAAGCAGUGUCUCACUCUCACAAAUGUUUCUCAGGUUGUGAUCAAGCUUUGAGUGCAGGCAGAGAAAUGAUUGAAAGCAGUUACACUGAAUUAGCACAUUCUACAUCUGGUAGUAGCCCACAUCAAACAUCCUCUUUUCAUAGCUCUUGGACACAGCAAAGCAUGUAUCCCUCAAUUCCCCAUGAGGUAGACAUUCACCCUACCCCUGGACUAUCACUCAGUGAGUUGAAAUUACUACCUACACCUGAAAACAAACAUUUCUGGAAUGCGAUCCAUGGAUUGGAUACAAGCCAGGUGUUUUCUAGCAAUAAGCUAUCUCUUGGUUUUCCUAAUUCAAAAUCCCAGUUGUCUCUCCAUUCAGAUAGUGAUUUGUACGUUUCUGUUACAGCUGCCAGAGCCAGCAGUGAAAGCCCUAUAACCCUCAUCAAUUCGGGUUCUUCCUCUGAUAUCCAAGUUCUGUCCCAAACCGCCAUUCCUGAUGCUGAUUCCACACCCCCACUUCCCAGGGAACACCAAAUAGAGAGCAAUACUACCGGUACAGCUCUCUACAUAGAAUCUCAGGAAGAGUUAGAACAGGAUUCGGAUAGAAACCAAAGUGUAACCCCUGAUAAACCCACACUUCUGUAUGCAAAGACAGUGAUGGCUAAAGCACUCAAUACAUCACAAGAAAUGCUGAAUGGAAUGGAUCAUAACACCGUAACCCCAACUCCAGAUGUACCCCGCAGGAGUCAUACUUCUGCCUUCCUCUUUAAAAAUGAUAAUGAGACUGUUAGCUUUACAGAAGAAGCAAAUACAACAGACUCCAGACCCUGGACAUUAGGAAACACAGAUGAAGAAAGCGGUUCUGGUCAAGGGACUUCGGAGAGCUUCAACGACAAUGAGACUUCUUCAGACUUCAGUAUCCCUGACUACUCAGAAAGCGAUUCUGAUGGUACAACGGAUGCAGAAGCAAGCAACAGUAGCCAUGAGUCCCGUAUUGGAUUAGCGGAAAGUGUUGAAGAGAAACGGGCAAUAGUACCUCUGGUGGUGGUAUCUACUCUGACUCUCCUGUGUCUCCUGGUCCUUGUGGGGAUUCUCGUAUAUUGGAGGAAAUGUUUUCAGACUGCUCAUUUCUAUCUGGAAGAUAACACAUCCCCAAGAGUGAUUACCUCACCUCCAACACCAGUCCUUCCAGCCUCAGAUGAUCAUGAGCCCAUUCCAGUGAAGCAGUUUGCAAAACAUGUAGCAGAACUUCAUGACAAUAACAGAUUUUCUGAAGAGUUUGAGAUAUUGAAAGAGUAUUAUGAGGAGGUUCAAACGUGCACUGUUGAUCUAGGCAUUACAUCAGACAGCUCCAACCACCCAGAUAACAAGAACAAAAACAGAUACAUUAACAUUGUUGCCUAUGAUCAUAGUAGAGUCAAACUGUCACCCAACCCAGAUAAAAGUGGAAAGAGUAAUGACUACAUCAAUGCAAACUAUGUUGACGGAUUUAAUAAAGCAAAAGCAUAUAUUGCAGCACAGGGACCUCUUAAAUCAACUGCUGAAGAUUUCUGGAGAAUGAUAUGGGAACAUAAUGUCGGAGUGAUAGUUAUGAUCACAAACCUAGUUGAGAAAGGACGGAGAAAAUGUGACCAGUACUGGCCUUUAGAAAAUAAUGAAGAGUAUGGUUGCUUUCUGGUGUCAUUGAAGAGCACAAAAGUCCUGGCAUAUUACACCAUGAGACAUUUUACUGUGAGAAACAUGAAAAUCAAAAAGGGAUCUCAGAAAGGGAGAUACAAUGAGCGCACAGUUGUUCAGUACCACUACACACAGUGGCCUGACAUGGGGGUUCCUGACUACACUCUGCCUGUGCUGACAUUUGUGCAAAAGUCUUCACAAGCAAGGACAAGUGAUAUGGGGCCUGUAGUGGUGCACUGCAGUGCUGGUGUUGGGAGGACUGGCACUUACAUUGUGCUGGACAGCAUGUUACAACAGAUAAAAGCACAAGGCUCAGUGAACAUCCUAGGGUUCCUGAAACACAUACGAACACAGAGAAACUACUUAGUGCAGACUGAGGAACAAUAUGUCUUCAUUCAUGAUGCACUGGUAGAGGCCAUUCUCAGUAAAGAAACAGAGGUUCCAGUCAGUCACAUUCAUAGCUAUGUGAAUGCCAUCUUAACCCCAGGCCCAUCUGGAAAAACAAGAUUGGAGAAGCAGUUCAAGUUAAUAACCCAGUCCAAUGCCAAGCAAUGUGAUUAUUCUACAGCACUGAAACAAUGUAACAGGGAAAAGAACAGGAGUUCAUCUCUGAUUCCAGUUGAGAGGUCCAGAGUUUGCCUCUCUUCUGUAACAGGUGAUGUAACAGAUUACAUCAAUGCCUCCUAUAUCAUGGGUUAUCACCAGAGCACCGAGUUCAUUGUAACUCAAAACCCACUUCCAAACACUACCAAGGAUUUCUGGAAAAUGAUAUGGGAUCACAAUGCACAGAUUAUUGUCAUGCUUCCAGACAACCAAGGCUUGGUAGAUGAGAAUUGUGUAUACUGGCCAAGCAAAGAAAAAUCAAUCAUAUGUGAAACAUUCACGGUUACUUUGACUGGUGAGGAUCACAUAUGCCUUUCCAAUGAGGAGAAACUUGUUGUACAGGACUUCAUCUUGGAGGCUACACAGGAUGACUAUGUCCUGGAAGUGAGACAGUACAGAUCUCCAAAAUGGCCAAAUCCUGAUAGUUCUAUCAGCAAAACCUUUGAGUUGAUAAACAUUAUCAAAGAGGAAGCAGCUUCUCGAGAUGGUCCCAUGAUUGUGCAUGAUGAGCACGGGGGAGUAACGGCUGGAACAUUCUGUGCUCUGACCGCUCUCGUCCAUCAGCUGGAGAGUGAAAACUCCAUCGAUGUCUAUCAGGUGGCAAAGAUGAUCAACCUAAUGAGGCCAGGGGUCUUCACAGACAUUGAUCACUACCAAUUCCUCUACAAAUCUAUUCUUAGUCUUGUGAGCACAAGGGAAGACGAGAGAACAAUACUUUCUGCAGAUAACAAUGGCACAGUUCUGGUAGAUUCCAACAAUGCUGCAGAGAGCCUGGAAUCCUUGGUGUAGAUUCUUGUUACAAUGCCACAUCUGUUGAAACCAGUACUUUGUGUAAUGACUUUCUUAAGAAUUUUGCCUUUUUUGUUAAACCCUUUACUUUCCAUCUUUAAUUGACAUGACUCUGUUGCUGGACAUAAUACGAUCAAGAAAUGUGUGCCUUUAUGUAAUUCUUCUUGUAAUUUUAAUUGAUUUUAUACUGCUCAAACUAAUUCCAUUGGUUUUUUGUGUUGAAAAAAAUGCUUGUAGUCUUGCUCUGCCUAAAUGCCCUUCUUUUAAUUCUAGCAUAUUCUAUAACCUCAUAUUUAUUGGCAGCAACUUUGCUUCAAAGGGAUAAAAGAAAAUGUCUUUUUUUAAUGACAUAUUAGUAUAUAUUUUUUGUAGAAACCACAAAUUUUCAGCAGAAUUUUGUUUUCCAUAUACAGGUAGAUGUAAAUAAAAUUACGUACUUAGCAAAGUUACGUCGAGUAUGAAUUAAGUAGGAAAAUUGAAUAAUAAUCUAAUAUGUAAUGUAAAUAGCAUUAUAGUGACCAAACCUAUGGACCAAAUUUCUAUUUAUACUUCUAGAAUUUUUUAUAUUUUACUACAGAGUUGGUUUUCUAGUCAUUUUAAAAUGUGUGACUGCAUUUGUUCUAAUAAUUUAGUGAAAUAAUUGGUAAAGGUAAUGGUUUAAUAUUUCUGAUAUUCCAGUGUUCUGUAUUUUGCUAUAUUAACUUUAAAUUUAAGCAUGGAAUAUUAACAAUUUUAAUUGUACUAGAGAGAUAUUAGUUCUAGAAUUAGCAUAGGGACAAACAAGGCAUCUGUUCAAGUUCUGAUGAAUUUUUUUCAAUCUAUUGUUUGACAUCAUGGUAAACCGACAAUAAAUACGGAUAUUUAAAGUCAU